AUGGCCCUCGCGACGCUGCAAGCCAUGGAGAUCAUACCCUGCUUGAUCCCUGGAGCGCUGGAGAGCGCUGGAGCCCAGAGCCAAAGAGCCCCGAGAUGGAGAGGCCUUGUCCUUGUUGCUUGUGUUGACCGCCAGUUCCCAAACGGCACUCGGUCACUCAACACCGUCACCGUGGAUAUCUCCCUCCUCCUCAAGGCUCCGGAUUCCAAUGAGUCUCCGUCAUCCUCGUCGUCGACGCAGAGACACCAUACGCGAUCGACAUCCGUACCGUCGAGCCGUGGACAGCCGGAGCCGAAUUCAUCAUCCUAUGCCCUCGCUAACACGUCCGCCGCCGCGGGCGCUGGGGGGAAGCGUAGCAUGCCUCCCCACCCAGCAGAGUCCCCGGCCAAGAAGCAGAGUAAAUGGUCGCCCGAGGAGGAUGCUCUGAUCAUUGACCUGAGAGGGGGAGGCAUGAAAUGGGAGGACAUCUCCAAGAGACUGCCGGGACGAAGUGCCAUCAGCUGCCGCCUCCACUACCAGAACUACCUGGAGCGGAGAAGCGAGUGGGACGAAGAGCGCAAGAACAAGCUCGCGAGACUCUACGAGAGAUUCAAGCCAGAGAUGUGGUCCAAGGUAGCCGAGGAGAUGGCUGUCCCGUGGCGCGCAGCGGAAGCGAUGCACUGGCAACUCGGAGAAGCAGAUAUGGCACGGCGCGCCGGCGUGAUCCCGUUCUCGCUGUCGAGCGUCUCGACAGACGUACCACCAGCACCAGCACCGUCACUGGGACACCGCUCUUCGCCUUCGCGAGGCCACCGGUACGGCCAGUCCCAGUCGAACAUCAUCAUGGGCAGCGGGCCUGGGCCAGUGCUGCAGCAAGGACCGCCACUGCCACCAUCAGGCCGCUACAGCCGGCAUGCACACUCCCACAGCACGUCCAGCUCGAAAGGGCACGGAGGCGGAUCGGCGCGGACCAUCGCGGCGCGGAGAGAGAGCACGCCGCGGUCCGUCCCGCCCGCGAGUCCGAGCGAUGGGUUGGCGUUGGCGGCCAUCGGAGGUGGAGGCAUAGGGGGAGGGGGCAUGGGCAGCAGAGGCGGUCUGAUGCUCCCGAGUGUAGCGGAGAUGACGACGGGCAUGAGUCCGUACAGCACGCCGGCGUACGCCAUGUCGAUGUCGAUGCCGAUCCCUGCGAUGGCGGGCGGCGGCUAUCCCAGUCCGGGACCGGGACCGAUGCUGCCCUCCAUAGGCAUGAUGGGUGGGAAUCUGCCGGACGGGAAGAGGAGAGCCAGCCCUGACAAUAUGGGACCGCGGGAGACGAGUCGGCGGAGGCAGUGA
Molecule: messenger RNA, 1311 nt
Organism: Drepanopeziza brunnea f. sp. 'multigermtubi' MB_m1
Lineage: Eukaryota; Fungi; Ascomycota; Leotiomycetes; Helotiales; Drepanopezizaceae
Biological process (GO): snRNA transcription by RNA polymerase II; snRNA transcription by RNA polymerase III
Cellular component (GO): snRNA-activating protein complex
Molecular function (GO): RNA polymerase II cis-regulatory region sequence-specific DNA binding; RNA polymerase III type 3 promoter sequence-specific DNA binding
Source: RefSeq, a predicted model, not a curated record